This is a messenger RNA of Vigna unguiculata (cowpea), 1441 nucleotides long. Its product is annotated as NAD(P)-binding Rossmann-fold superfamily protein. Gene Ontology annotation, biological process: steroid biosynthetic process. Gene Ontology annotation, molecular function: oxidoreductase activity, acting on the CH-OH group of donors, NAD or NADP as acceptor. The record is from RefSeq and is a predicted model, not a curated record. Lineage: Eukaryota; Viridiplantae; Streptophyta; Magnoliopsida; Fabales; Fabaceae.
UUCAUUCAUUUCCAUAUUCAACAAAACCCUAAAAUCAUCCUCAACUUCAUCAAAUUCCUUUCCCUAGAUUUCAUAUAAAUCUUCAUCACCUUAUAUUAUAUCUUACCAUAUCUUAUAUUAUACUUUGGUCUAAAUAUAAUGGGUGUUAUGUGCACAUGGGAGAGUGAGAAGGUGGAGACGGAGGCCUUUUGCCGGAAAUUGGUGGCGGCCGCCGGAAAAGACGAUGAAGGAGGAAGAAACCACCACCUGGUUUCUUCUUAUUAUGAAGAUGGUGAUGAAAAAGGAACAUUGUUAUGUGUUACAAGUGGUGUUUCUUAUGUUGGACUUGCCUUGGUCAACCAUCUCUUGCAAUUGGGUUACUCUCUUCGGAUCACAGUGGAAAACCCAGAUGAUGGUAGUAGUUAAGAAUGGUUGGUUGAUUUGUGCAGAGGAGAUGGAGAAAGUGAAGGAAAUUGAGAAAAGUGCAGAGGGAAAGUUGGAAGCAAUAAUGGCAAAGCUAACUGACAUUGAUGGGUUGGAGAAAGCAUUUCAGGGCUGUCGUGGAGUUUUUCACACCUCUGCAUUCACAGAUCCUGCAGGUCUUUCUGGAUACACAAAAUCCAUGGCUGAGAUUGAAGUUAGAGUUGCUGAGAAUGUGAUGGAAGCAUGUGCAAGAACACCUUCAAUAAAGAGAUGUGUGUUCACUUCCUCACUAGCAGCUUGUGUGUGGCAAGACACUGCACAACCAGACCUCACCCCAGUUAUUAAUCAUGGCUCUUGGAGCAGUGAAUCAUUCUGCAUAGAAAAGAAGCUCUGGUAUGCACUGGGGAAGAUGAGAGCAGAAAAAGCUGCUUGGAGAAUAGCCAAUGAGAAGGGUUUGAAACUCACUACCAUUUGCCCUGCUCUAAUUACAGGUCCUCAAUUUUGUCACAGGAAUCCAACAGCAACAAUUGCUUACCUCAAAGGUGGUCAAGAAAUGUAUUCUCUUGGUCUGCUAGCAACUGUGGAUGUGACAAAACUGGCAGAAGCUCAUGCAAGUGUGUUGAAGGCAAUGAACAACAAUGCUUCUGGUAGAUACAUUUGCUUUGAUAAAGUAAUAGAUUCACAAAGUGGGGCAGAGAAUUUGGCCAAGGAGAUUGGAAUGCCUAAGGAAAAGAUAUGUGGAGAAGCAUCAAACAGUUCUGUACGAAGAUUUGAACUGUCUAAUGAGAAGUUAUGCAGACUCAUGUCAAGGCCACUCAGGUGUUACAGUGAAUAUCAGAUGAAAUAAUGUUAUGUUUUCUGGAAAAGUUGGUUUAUUUAUUUAUUUAUUUAUGGUUUGCCUUAGGCAUAAUUAGAUGAGAAAAAUAGAUGAGGCAUGUUAUAUAGUGUAUUCAGUGAUUAGUAAUGUUUGUAUUCAUUUAUGGUUUAAUUAUAAUAUAUAAUUCUAUUCAACUGUAUACCAAAUCAGGCAAUUUUUCUG